UGGAUGGUCACUCAACAUGGACACCGAAACAAUCUACGAACCUUUCUCAACUCCCAAGAUGAUAUCAUCGGUGCUUCUUCUCUUAACAUUUGUCUUUGGAUUGAUUGUGAAUUCCUUGUAUCUUUGGGUUCUUUGGUUCAGGAUGAGAAGAACGGUAAACACAACCUGGUUUCUUCACCUAAUUUUGACCAACUUCUUUUUCACGCUCUUCACCCCCUUCCUCGCUGUGUUUUUGAUGAUGAGACCUCGCUGGAUCUUUGGCCUGUUCAUGUGCAAGUUUGUUAACUCUUUGGUUUCGGUAUGCAUGUAUGGAGCGGUAUUCAUCCUCACAACAAUUAGCCUUGACCGGUACUGCUUGGUGUUUCACCCUCAUUGGUACCGAAAACAUAUGAACCCUCGCAAGGCUUCUCUUAUCUGUGCAGCAUUGUGGACAUUCGCUCUUUUAUUCAGUUCUCCUUACCUAGUAUUUCGUAAUGUAAGAUAUAGGAAUAAUAUCACUAUUUGCUACAAUGACUACACCCUUUCUGGCAAGUUGGACGAACGACAGAUCAAAUGGUUCUUGUUUAGUUUCCGACUACUUGUGGGAUUAUUAAUUCCUCUAGGUAUCAUCACAAUUUGUUAUUUCAGCAUUUUUAUCAAGAUGAAGAGAGAAAACCUGACUCGGUCUACCCGACCAUACAAGAUAAUGUGUACCGCUAUCCUGUCCUUCUUUAUCUCCUGGACCCCUUACCAUGUGUGGUAUGGAAUGACUGUAGAGCACGGCAAGUUCCCCGAGACAACACUUGAGGUCUUACAGAUCUUGACAGUUUUAUUUACAUGCAUUAACUACUGCCUUACCCCGAUACUUUACCUGUUCAUUGUGGAAAGCUUCAAAAACAUUUUCAAAAAGUCUCUGGUGGCCCUAAUUGAAUUAGUUCUCAAUGAAACCAACUCCACGGCAAACAGGAGUCUUGAAGAUCGGAAAGAACAGGAAAGAGCAAGCUUUUCAGCCGUAAACAGUGUAAAAGAGGAAGGCUCUUGAACCCAAAUCUGUCAACUCCUUAUUGGUGAC
Molecule: messenger RNA, 1051 nt
Organism: Rana temporaria (common frog)
Lineage: Eukaryota; Metazoa; Chordata; Amphibia; Anura; Ranidae
Product: probable G-protein coupled receptor 33
Exons: 1
Coding region: 17-1021 (334 amino acids)
Biological process (GO): positive regulation of cytosolic calcium ion concentration; inflammatory response; complement receptor mediated signaling pathway
Cellular component (GO): plasma membrane
Molecular function (GO): complement receptor activity; G protein-coupled receptor activity
Source: RefSeq, a predicted model, not a curated record